This is a messenger RNA of Rosa chinensis, 1399 nucleotides long. RefSeq lists its product as uncharacterized. Bases 215 to 1207 code for a protein of 330 amino acids. The transcript has 2 exons. The record is from RefSeq and is a predicted model, not a curated record. Gene Ontology annotation, molecular function: calcium ion binding; protein binding. NCBI's taxonomy places the organism in Eukaryota, Viridiplantae, Streptophyta, Magnoliopsida, Rosales, Rosaceae. Gene Ontology annotation, cellular component: plasma membrane; nucleus; cytoplasm. Gene Ontology annotation, biological process: endosomal transport; endocytosis.
CAGCUCUUCUAGUUUCUUGUGGGCAACGGAGUUAGUUAUUACAUAAAAUAAACCGAGUCCAAGUUCCCCAACUGUGAACAAAUCACAAGCCCAUUUUCUCUCUCCCACGCAGCCACAAUUCGAUUCACCAUUUUCGCUUGAGAUUCAAGCAGGAUUUGAUUCGGUUUGGGGUUUUGGAUUUUGUUGAAUGUGAUCUGUGCGAAGUCGGAGACGAAUGGCGGCCGGUGCGAAUACGGAUCAGCUCGAAGCUUACUUUCGGAGAGCGGAUUUGGACGGAGACGGCAGGAUCAGCGGAGCGGAGGCCGUCGCUUUCUUUCAGGGCGCCAAUUUGCCCAAACCAGUUCUCGCUCAGAUAUGGAUGCAUGUGGAUCAGAACAAAACUGGUUUCCUUGGUCGGCCAGAAUUUUAUAAUGCUCUUAGACUUGUGACUGUGGCUCAAAGCAAGAGAGAUUUAACGCCUGAUAUAGUCAAGGCUGCAUUAUAUGGGCCAGCUGCUGCAAAAAUUCCUGCUCCACAAAUCAAUCUUUCAGCCAUAUCUGCACCACAAGCAAAUCCUAUGGCUGGUGCACCUGCUCCACAGAUGGGUAUGGGGACACCACCAACAUCUCAAAGUUUUGGGUUUAGAGGACCAGGGGCUCCUAAUGCAGGCAUGAACCAGAAUUAUUUUCAGCCACAGCAAAACCAGUCCAUGAGACCUCCUCAAGGCAUGACCCCUGGGAUGCCUACUAGUGGAUAUUCCCAUCCACAACAGGGUGUGGGAGGUGUAAUGAACUCAAAUAAUUGGCUUAGUGGAAGCACUGGUGCACCUCCUUCUGGUCCCAGAGGGAUUAGUCCUUCCAUGCCCUCAUCUACAACACAACCACAACCUUCAGUGUCAACAUCUUCCCUGCCAACAGUUAAUGACUCUAAAUCAUUAGUUCCUUCUGGAAAUGGGUUUGCAUCCAAUUCGGGUUUCUCAGGUGAUUUAUUUUCUGCAACCCCUGCUCAAUCAAAGCCAGGAGCUCCUGGGUCAACAUAUUCUGCUAGUAGUGCACCUCCGCCAUCAGCCAUUGUUCCAGUUUCAAGUGGGUCACAAUCUUCUAGUAAGCUCAAUGCACUUGAUUCACUGAGUGCAUUCACAAUGCAGCCUUCUGGUGUAAUGAGACUGAAUGAAAACACUACUACUUCCUUCCUACUAUUCUCUCUUCAUCUUUUUCCUACUUUAUAACACGUUAUCAGCAUGCUUGCUCUUAUUUAUUUAUUUUUUUUCCUUAUAAACUCCAUGAUGAUUUAUGAGUUUUUGGUGCAACUGUGUUGUUUUUGACCAUAACUUAUAAUCUACGAGUUAAAAUUAAGGUUCUAUAUGAUGAGUUGAUGACAUUCCGCCAAAUACCUCAAUUAUUCAUUUUUAUCGAUUCGG